CACGGAACUGUUGGAGGCGAGCAGGCUAGCUACCCAGUUUUUGCCUGUAAAUAUUUCACAGGCAGGUUGCCACCUUCCGCUUUCCACAAACUUAAAUUUCACAUGCAACAGAGUGACAAUGAUUCAAGAUAAGUGAAUCAUGUGACAGCGUUCACAUGACACAACGUCGCUGUCACCUUUAACAGGCUGAUUUUGCUAGCCAAGCUAUGGCCAAGAUGGUACUGACAUGGUUUGUUGCGACUUUGUUAUUUCUUUGUGAGGCUCAGGGAUUCCGUAAGGUGGUGCGGGUGGGUAAUAACUGGGAGCUCACUGAUCCCAAACCUGAGUUUAAAGAGAAAUACUUUUCUCAAAUUGUGGACCACUUCAAUUAUAAUUCCAUGGGGAAUGGGACGUAUCUUCAGAGAUACCUCAUCACAGAUCAGUACUGGAAGAAAGGCUAUGGGCCCAUCUACUUCUACACUGGCAAUGAAGGAGACAUCUGGGCAUUUGCCUUAAAUUCUGGCUUCAUAACAGAGUUGGCUGCGAAGGAAAGAGCACUGGUGAUAUUUGCUGAGCAUAGGUACUAUGGUAAAUCACUACCGUUUGGCAAAGACUCCUUCCACAUCCCUGAGGUGGGGCUUCUGACGGUGGAGCAGGCCCUGGCAGACUAUGCGGUGAUGAUCACUGAGCUUAAGAAAGACCUGAAUGCUCAGGCAUGUCCAGUCAUUGUCUUUGGUGGGAGUUACGGUGGAAUGCUGAGUGUCUACAUGAGGCUGAGGUACCCCAACAUUGUAGCCGGGGCUCUGGCUGCCAGCGCUCCUAUUUUGUCUACAGCGGGCAUGGGGGACCCAGCACAGUUUUUCCGUGACGUCACUGCAGAUUUUGAGAAUUGCGACCCAGCCUGUCGGGAUGCAGUGAAAGGAGCCUUUGAGAAGCUGCAGACUCUGGCCCAGCAGGAAGAUUACGCUCGGAUCCAGUCCGAGUUCAGCUUGUGCAAGACUCCAUCAUCGGCAGCGGACAUCCAUCAGCUAAACGGCCUUUUACGCAACGCGUUCACCCUCAUGGCCAUGCUUGACUACCCCUACAGCACAGCGUUCAUGAGCAGCAUGCCGCCGUUUCCUGUGAAGGUGGCCUGUGAGACUAUGUUAAAAGGGGAUGGAUUGAUGGCUGCCCUUAAAGAUACUGUUGGUAUUGUGUACAACUCCACGGGAAAACUGACCUGCCUUGACAUUUACAAUCUCUAUAUUGAAUGUGCUGAUCCCACUGGCUGUGGCCUUGGCUUCGACAGUUUGGCUUGGGACUAUCAAGCCUGCACCGAGAUCGAAAUGUGCUUUGAGAGUAACGGUGCGUCCGACAUGUUCCCUCCGCUGCCGUUUACCCAGCAGCAGAGAGAGCAGUACUGUGCUAAGAGGUGGGCUGUGGUGCCACGGCCUGGCUGGCUAAAGACUCAGUUCUGGGGCGAUGCCCUGUCCACGGCCAGCAAUAUCAUCUUUUCCAAUGGGGAUCUGGAUCCAUGGGCAAAUGGAGGGGUUAGGCAAUCUUUGAGCUCAUCCCUGAUUGCAAUCAGGAUACCUGAAGGGGCUCAUCAUCUGGACUUGCGAGGAUCCAAUGUAGCUGACCCAGACUCUGUGAUCCAAGCCCGUAAGAAGGAAUCGGAGAUCAUCUCCCAGUGGGUGAAAAUUGAGAGGGGCAAACACCAGGGCCGUGAAUUAUAAUGGAUAAACAAGAAAUACAUGGAUUUCAGAGAUUGUGAAUGCUUGUGCUUAGUUUAAGUUUUUUUUUUUUUUUUUCAAUCUUUUUUUCUAAUAAAAGAUAUUUUCAAUUUGCA
This is a messenger RNA of Clupea harengus (Atlantic herring), 1807 nucleotides long. It is a transcript of the gene dpp7, whose product is annotated as dipeptidyl peptidase 7. Gene Ontology annotation, cellular component: vesicle. Gene Ontology annotation, biological process: proteolysis. NCBI's taxonomy places the organism in Eukaryota, Metazoa, Chordata, Actinopteri, Clupeiformes, Clupeidae. The record is from RefSeq and is a predicted model, not a curated record. Gene Ontology annotation, molecular function: serine-type exopeptidase activity; dipeptidyl-peptidase activity.